This is a messenger RNA of Chanos chanos (milkfish), 1530 nucleotides long. It is a transcript of the gene crispld1a, whose product is annotated as cysteine-rich secretory protein LCCL domain containing 1a. Gene Ontology annotation, cellular component: extracellular region. The record is from RefSeq and is a predicted model, not a curated record. NCBI's taxonomy places the organism in Eukaryota, Metazoa, Chordata, Actinopteri, Gonorynchiformes, Chanidae. Bases 1 to 1530 code for a protein of 509 amino acids. The transcript is spliced from 14 exons.
AUGAAAAAAUUAAGCUCUGCUUUGCUUGGAGGGCUCUCUUUGAUGCUCUUGACCCAGAGUGUGGCCUCCAUGGUACUGCUGAACUCCACUGCCAUGGAGGCCCUGCUGGAGAAGUACAUGGAUGAAGAUGGAGAUUGGUGGGCUGCCAAGCAGAGGGGCAAGAGAGCUAUCACUGAGAGUGACAUGCAAGCUAUCCUGGAUCUACACAACAAGCUCAGGGGUCAGGUCUACCCUCCUGCCUCUAAUAUGGAGUAUAUGGUGUGGGACACUGAGCUGGAGAGAACGGCAGAGGAGUGGGCAGAGACGUGUCUUUGGGAACACGGCCCCGAAGGCCUGCUGCCCCAGAUUGGACAGAACCUGGGAGUACACUGGGGAAGGUAUCGCCCCCCAACAUCCCACGUGCAGGCAUGGUACGAUGAGGUCAAAGACUACUCUUAUCCAUACCCCCAAGAGUGUAACCCACACUGCCCAUUUCGAUGCUCUGGACCCGUGUGCACCCACUACACUCAGCUUGUUUGGGCGACCAGUAGUCGCAUAGGUUGUGCCAUCAAUCUGUGUUAUAACAUGAACGUGUGGGGACAAAUAUGGGCAAAAGCCGUUUAUCUGGUGUGCAAUUACUCACCAAAAGGGAACUGGUGGGGAUACUCCCCAUACAAACAUGGCACCCCGUGCUCUGCCUGCCCCCCCAGCUAUGGAGGUAGUUGCAGAAACAACCUCUGCUACAAAGAUGACGGUACAGAUAAGCAGAGGCGUCCUGAAGAGACAGAAGAAAAUAACUCCAUUGAACCUGAAGCCCCUCAAAACCCAGGCCCGUGGCCAAGAGUGACCACCCAGACCAGAUCGCCCAGGGUAGACCCAGAGAGGAACACUGUCGUGAGCACUCAGCAGAUGUCUCAGCUGGUGACAUGUGACACAAAACUUCGUGACCAGUGUAAAGGAACCCCUUGUAACAGGUAUGAGUGUCCUGCCGGCUGCUUAAGCAGCAACGCGAAAGUUGUCGGAACAGUUUAUUAUGAAAUGCAAUCCAGCAUUUGCAGAGCUGGUCUACAUUAUGGAGUAAUUGACAAUGAUGGGGGUUGGCUUGAUGUGACAAGGCAAGGAAGGAAACAGUUUUUCAUCAAAUCGUACAAAAACGGAGUUCAGUCUCUAGGGAAGUACCAGAGCGCCAACUCUUUCACGUUAUCCAAAGUAACAGUGAAAGUCAUCACAUGUGAGACUACAGUCGCGUCACUGUGUCCAUAUGAAAGACCUGCCAGACAUUGCCCGAGGAUUUAUUGCCCACGCAACUGUUUGGGAGAGCAUUCACGUUUUUCUAGAGUCAUUGGAACCAAAACAUACUCAGACAAAUCUAGCAUAUGCAGGUCGGCAUUGCAUGCUGGUGUAAUAACGAAUGAAUCAGGAGGGUACAUCGACGUAAUGCCGGUGGACAAGAGGAGGCAAUAUAUCGGAUCUUUCCAGAAUGGCAUAGCCUCUGAAAGUCUGCAGAAUCCACCUGGAGGCAAAGCAUUUCGAGUAUUUGCUGUCAUUUGA